UUGGUCACACACAGACAGAAAAGCUUGUUGUGUAACUAAUUGAGCGCUUUAGAGUAGCGGUGUGUAAAUACGUAUUAGGGGGGCAGCGGGUUGUGUUGUUAUGUUCAUUAAGACAUUCUUGUGCGGAUUGGGGCAAGAGAGUGAGAGAGCUUUACAUAAUUGCAUGCAUGCUUUUUCACGUGAAAUGCCCCUUUAAAAGUGCGAUCAGUUAGGUUAGAUGCACAUUAUAAAGCAAGCGGACAGUGAAGAGUAAGUAGAUCUGUGAUUUUUGCACUUUACUGGUGUGAAAAAUAGCAUUGAAGAUGGUGUCUUCCUACACUUUACCGGAUGGUUUCUCGGACUUCGACGUGUUCUCUUUGGGAUCUUGUCUGCUAGUGGAGGGUCUUCUGGGAUUCUUCCUGAAUGCUGUGACAGUCGCUGCUUUUCUCAAAAUAAGAGAACUGAGAACCCCCAGCAAUUUCCUAGUCUUGAGCUUGGCAUUGGCCGAUAUGGGUAUCUCUGCGAAUGCAACCAUUGCCGCUUUCUCCAGUUUUCUGAGGUACUGGCCCUAUGGCUCUGAUGGCUGCCAGACUCACGGCUUCCAGGGUUUCGUGACAGCUCUCGCCAGCAUCCACUUCAUUGCUGCCAUCGCAUGGGACAGAUACCACCAGUACUGCACAAGGACGAAGCUACAGUGGAGCAGUGCUAUCACUCUGGCUAUUUUCAUCUGGCUGUUCACCGCCUUCUGGUCUGCCAUGCCCCUCAUCGGCUGGGGAGAGUAUGACUACGAACCCCUCAGGACCUGCUGUACCCUGGACUACAGCAAAGGAGACAGGAACUAUGUGUCCUACCUAAUCCCCAUGGCCAUUUUCAACAUGGCCAUCCAGACCUUUGUUGUCAUGUCCUCCUACCAGUCCAUCGGCCAGAAAUUCAAGAAGACCGGAAACCCCAGGUUUAACACUGCCACUCCCCUGAAGACAUUUUUGUUCUGCUGGGGACCCUAUGGAGUCCUGGCCUUCUACGCUGCUGUUGAGAAUGCCAACCUGGUCUCUCCCAAGAUAAGGAUGUUGGCUCCUAUUCUGGCAAAGACCUCUCCUACCUUCAAUGUUUUCCUGUACGCCCUGGGCAAUGAGCACUACAGAGGCGGCAUCUGGCAGUUCCUCACUGGGGAAAAGAUUGAAGUGCUUCAAAUUGAGAACAAGUUCAAAUAAACGAAGCAUGCGAUAAUCACA
Messenger RNA from Coregonus clupeaformis (lake whitefish), 1211 nucleotides. Its product is annotated as RPE-retinal G protein-coupled receptor-like. Gene Ontology annotation, biological process: visual perception; G protein-coupled receptor signaling pathway; phototransduction. Gene Ontology annotation, cellular component: membrane. Gene Ontology annotation, molecular function: G protein-coupled receptor activity. The record is from RefSeq and is a predicted model, not a curated record. The coding region runs from base 303 to 1190 and encodes 295 amino acids. The transcript has 7 exons. Lineage: Eukaryota; Metazoa; Chordata; Actinopteri; Salmoniformes; Salmonidae.